GUUUAAUUAAAAUAAUAUUUUUUGACAUCAGAAGAUAUUUUCAAGUAUGUUAACAAAAGACCUUGGUGAAGUGCUUUUAUCUUUAGGAAAUGAAGCUCAGGAACUUUAUUUGCCUCGAAAAAUAAAAUUGUUAGAGCAUCCACCUUCUGCAUUAGUUUUUUUACGUGAAUAUGUCAUGCCAAAUAUACCAGUUGUUAUUAAAAAUGGAGUUAAGCACUGGCCUGCUAUAAAAAAAUGGACAGACGAUUAUCUAGUUGAUAUUCUAGGUAACAAAAGUAUAACUGUAGCUCUUACACCAAAUGGAUAUGCGGAUGCUCCACAAGGUGAUUAUUUUGUAAUGCCUUAUGAAAUAGAAACAACUUUUAAAAAUUUUCUUCAUGAUCUUCAAAGAGAAGACAAGACAGAUGUUUUAUACCUUCAAAAUCAAAAUUCAAGUUUUACUAAACAGUUUAGUGAACUGAUACCUGAUGCUGCUCUAGAUAUUUCUUGGGCAAGUGAAGCGUUUGGAAAAGCUCCUGAUGCAAUAAAUUUUUGGAUGGGAAGUAGUAAUUCAGUCACUAGUAUGCAUAAAGAUCAUUAUGAAAAUAUGUAUGCAGUGGUAAGGGGAGCGAAAAAAUUUAUUUUACAUCCGCCUACUGAUUUACCUUACUUAAUUCAUAAACAAUACAUACCUGCAAGAUACAAAAAAGAAAAUGGUGUUUACAAAAUUUUUGAAGAAAGAAAUAUUGAAUGUUGUCAAAUAUGUUUAAAGGAAUAUGUAUCUACUGAAAUUAAACAUAGUAACAUGGCUACUAAAGUUACACAUCCAGUUAUAUCUGCUGAAAUUACACAAGAUAACAUUCCAAAUAAAGUUUCAAAUUUAAAUUGCAUUGAUAAAUUCAAUAUUGAUAUAAAAAAUGCGAGUGAUAGCAUCUCUAUAAACAAUCAAAAUAUAAGCUGCUCACAUGAUUGCCAUAUACUACCUAGAAUACCUUGGAUUGCAACAAAUCCUUUGAAUCUUGAUGAUAGAACAAAUUUUUUGUAUAAGCAGUCUCAUCCUCUGGAAGUAACAGUACAAUCGGGGGAUCUUCUUUACCUUCCUUCUUUAUGGUUUCAUCAUGUACAGCAAGAAGAUAACACAAUUGCAAUAAACUUUUGGUGCUUAAUUUGGUGGCUAUUUUUACAUGCUUUAUCCUUACUUGUAAAGUAUUGACAGUGGGGAAGUAUGAAAUUGAAAAGCUGUUUCUACCAUAACAAAAACAAAAAGGACCACCAACAAUUAAUUGCUGUUUGGAGCAAACCGAGUUAAAUAACAUUUCUUUGCACAUAUUUUACU
Molecule: messenger RNA, 1315 nt
Organism: Hydra vulgaris (swiftwater hydra)
Lineage: Eukaryota; Metazoa; Cnidaria; Hydrozoa; Anthoathecata; Hydridae
Source: RefSeq, a predicted model, not a curated record